AGAUGGUGGGCGUGCCACACGUAUGGCGGAAGAGCAGGUGCAACACCAAAUCCAGCAGCAUUAUCACAACAAACGUUAUCAACACUGAAGGAAAGGCUGCCGAGACUGCAGUGCGCCUUCUGAUACAGGAACAUAACCGUUAAUCGUUUUGUUGUCGGUAAGUCUGGAGGCCCGUCGACAUGGCUCUGAACCAGAACCACUCGGAGUCCGGCGGCGGAGUCAUCAUCAACAAUAGUGAAAGUGUGUUGAUGAACUAUGAUAACGUGGAGCUGGUUUUCUGUGAUGCGGACAGUCUGCCUGAAGCCUUCAGAAAGAGCAAGAAGGGCAGCAUCUACCUAACUCCAUACAGGGUGAUCUUUGUGGCUAAAGGGCGGGAUGCGCUGCAGUCUUUCAUGAUGCCCUUCUACCUAAUAAAGGGCUGUGAGGUCAAACAACCUGUAUUGGGAGCCAAUUACAUCAAGGGUACUGUCAAUGCAGAGCCCGGAGGUGGCUGGGAGGGCAGUGCUAUGUUCAAGCUCAUCUUCGCUGCUGGAGGAGCUAUAGAGUUUGGCCAGUACAUGUUGCAGGUCGCUGCUCAGGCGUCAAGAGGUCAGCCAGUAACUCCUGGGUUUGGUGGGUGCCCCUACAUGGCCAACGGGGCCUAUUCUUACCCUCCUCCCCCUACUAACGGGAUGUACCCUGCUGGACCUCCACCUGGCUACUCCUACCCCAACCCUCCUCCACCAGAUGGAUACUAUCCCAACCCUCCAGCGUUUGAUGCUUCAGCGGCCUACAUACCUCCGCCUCCUUAUUCUGCUCCUCUAGGUCAGCAGCCCCCACACGACCCCGACCUCCCCUCCUCAGCAGCAGCGGAGGCCAAAGCAGCCGAGGCAGCAGCAAGCGCCAGCUGUGCCACGCUGCCUCCUACACAUGUGUACCUGCCACAGGACAAGCCCCCUCCCUACUCCCCUCCAGAAGACAAGAAGAACCAGUAGAUCUGCUUGAUCUCACCCUCAUUCCUCUCCGUCUAAUGUUCUCUCUAUUCUACCGGAUCACCUCAAUUAAUUAACUCGACAUCAGGAAGGCCAAGGUUUUCCUCUUUUAACUUUCUUUUCCAUCUUCCUAGUCCCCUUCUAACACAUUCCUUUUGGUUUCCCCUUUCUCAUUCCAUUGCUUUUCCACCUCAGCCCAUACCUUUUACAUAAUUCAUAUACCACGUUGUAAUCUGUUUCAUUUUCUUCAGAAGCACCUGGUAAAGGUGAUGGAAAUGAAAAGUAUUUGUAGCGAUCUUUGAGAGAAACGAGACGGUUGUUUAGGUCAAAGUUGUCAGGAUUUGUUUAGUUUUUUCCGAUGUGGUUGACAAUAACUUUGUAACCUGAUUAGCUAAUUCAACAUUUAAUGCCUUGCAGGUGACCCAAGAUCCCCACUGCCACCCUAAACUUCAGUUAUGUUUUGACACUCACAUAUAAUUUUCUACGACUGUCUAUUAAACUAGACUGAAUCUAAAGAUGUUACUUACUUUGCUAAUCUAUUCAGAGACAAGCUGAAUGCAGUGUUUUAUUUUUCUAUUAUUUGUGUGUACAGGCUUUUAAUAUGUAGACUUUUAAAAUGAGAUAUUUUCUCACAACACUAACCUAGAGAAAAACUAGCUUUUGUAAAGUGAGCGAUUGCAGUGUGGCCUGGUCUGCUUUGACAUGUUUUAGUGGAUGAGAGAACCAUAGAGAUUUAGAGCAGCGUUGAGCCCCCGCAGUAAAUCCCUGAUCCUAGAUUAGAGCAGAGAGUGUGGGGCGUACUGCCAGGGAGGGAUUAUCUUUGUAAUGUGCAAAAGCAGAGCAG
This is a messenger RNA of Perca flavescens (yellow perch), 1815 nucleotides long. RefSeq names its product WW domain binding protein 2 (gene wbp2). The transcript has 8 exons. Lineage: Eukaryota; Metazoa; Chordata; Actinopteri; Perciformes; Percidae. The coding region runs from base 180 to 974 and encodes 264 amino acids. The record is from RefSeq and is a predicted model, not a curated record. Gene Ontology annotation, molecular function: transcription coactivator activity; chromatin DNA binding. Gene Ontology annotation, cellular component: nucleus. Gene Ontology annotation, biological process: positive regulation of DNA-templated transcription.